AUGUCUGCGGUUGGGAGUGUGUCCCCACUGCAGACUGUGAUGGUGCAGUGUGGAGAGCACAACCUGCUGGUCAGGGCCCAGCUGGAUUUAUUUGGAACUGGGCACCUGAUUAAAGCUGCUGACUUGAGCCUGGGGACAGCAGGUUGUCAGCCAACCAGGGUCUACCCUGAGAACCAGACUGUCCUCUUUGACUAUGGGCUGCAUGAGUGUGGUAGUAGAUUGCAGAUGACUGGAGAUUUACUGAUCUACACCACCCACUUGACCCACAUCCCAAACUAUCCUGGAUCUGUCAUUGUGAGAACCAAUGGAGCUGUUGUUCCUGUUGAAUGUCGUUAUUUCAGGAAGGGCAAUGUGAGCAGCAAUCCCAUCAAGCCCACCUGGAUCCCAUUCAGCUCCACCAGGUCUGGAGAAGGGCAUCUGUUAUUCUCCCUGCGUCUAAUGAAUGGUGAUUGGCUUACAGAGCGCACUUCUACUGUCUACUCCCUGGGAGACCUCAUUCACAUUGAGGCAUCUGUUUCAAUGGCCAACCAUGUGCUCCUGAAGCUGUACAUUGAUCGCUGUGUAGCUACACUGAGCCCAGACGAGGACUCCACCCCGAGAUACAGCAUCAUUGACUACAAUGGUUGCCUCCUGGACAGCAAAGCUGAGGACUCCUUUUCAACCUUUGUGUUGCCCAGAGACGGGCGGGAUCUGGACAAGCUCCGGUUUGACCUGGAUGCCUUCCGUUUCUAUGGAGAUGAGCGAUCCUUGAUAUUCAUCACCUGCCACCUGAGAGUUGCUGCAGUGGAUCAGGGAGAUUCCAGGAACAAAGCUUGUACUUUCCAGAAGCUGGAGCGUAUCUGGAGGCCAUUGGAGGGGUCAGACAGUGACAUUUGUGCCUGUUGCCAUGUGGGGAAUUGUGGGAGCACAAGGGAGAUCCUGAUCCCUUUCAGAAGAAGGAGAGACCUUGCUACUGAAGCAGAGAGUGAAGCUGGAUUGGAGUGGGAGGGGGAGGCCUCACUUGGUCCCCUGAUCAUUCUGGAUACUGAGCUGACCAACCUGGCAACACAGCCCCUGACUGAGGGUGAUGGAAAGAUGCAGGAGAGGUCUCCAAGCGGUGUGGAGUCAGAGCUGGUUGUGAUGGUGGUCCUGACUGUGACAGCUGUCUGUCUGAUCUCUGCUUCAUUGCUGGCCUUCCUCCUGUACAGGAGACACAAGCAAACACCCAUCAACUGGUGA
This is a messenger RNA of Hemiscyllium ocellatum (epaulette shark), 1218 nucleotides long. Its product is annotated as zona pellucida sperm-binding protein 3-like. Gene Ontology annotation, biological process: egg coat formation; binding of sperm to zona pellucida; positive regulation of acrosome reaction. Gene Ontology annotation, cellular component: extracellular matrix. NCBI's taxonomy places the organism in Eukaryota, Metazoa, Chordata, Chondrichthyes, Orectolobiformes, Hemiscylliidae. Gene Ontology annotation, molecular function: acrosin binding. Bases 1 to 1218 code for a protein of 405 amino acids. The transcript is spliced from 9 exons. The record is from RefSeq and is a predicted model, not a curated record.